GGGGGGGCAGCGCCCCGCCGAACGCUCUGCGCGGGGGUGCGGGUAGGCGCCCGCGGGGCCAGUCGGCCCCUGCCCUCCCUGCCCCGCAAGCUCGGCAGUGACUGGGCGUUUCGAGCCAACAGCAAAACUAGCAAGAUUUCAAAGUGAAAUUCCGGAGGAAAUUUAAAGAGCAUCCGGAUCCGGAGAAAGACAGAAAGAAAGAGGAAGGGAGAAAUAAAUCAAAACGUGGGGAGAAGCGGCUGAGGAAGGACGGGAGAGGAAGAAGCCGACGCUCGGCAGAGAUGGGGAAAUGAAUCACUGUGGAGGCAAAACCAAAAAGGAGCCUCAGUCCAGCUAGGAGCCCUGGGAAGGAAGCUGUUGGAGGAGAGACGCGUACUAACUCCACUGGCCUGUAGUCUGUCUUACCCUUACUAACAAAUGUCAACAACUAGGGAGCAGCCAAUCUUCAGCACGAGGGCCCAUGUCUUCCAGAUCGAUCCUGCCACCAAACGGAACUGGAUCCCUGCCAGCAAGCACGCUUUGACCGUCUCCUAUUUCUACGAUGCCACGCGCAAUGUGUACCGGAUCAUCAGUGUGGGGGGCACCAAGGCGAUCAUCAACAGCACUAUUACCCCCAACAUGACCUUCACAAAGACCUCCCAGAAAUUUGGUCAGUGGGCAGACAGCCGAGCCAAUACGGUGUAUGGGUUGGGCUUUGCUUCAGAGCAACAUCUCUCCCAGUUUGCAGAGAAGUUCCAGGAAGUGAAGGAAGCAGCCCGUUUGGCGAGGGAGAAGUCACAGGAUAAAACGGAACUGACCAACCCUGCCCUGAACAUCACAUCUCACCAGGUACUUCCCAGCCCCAUCAUCAGCUCCAAUGGGCCAGGAGAAGAUAAGCUAUUCCGGAGCCAAAGUGCCGAUGUUGAAAUAACAACAGAGAAGGAGCGGCUGAAGAAGAUGCUUUCAGAAGGUUCGGUGAGUGAGGUCCAGUGGGAAGCUGAAUUCUUCAGCCUGCAGGACAACAACAACAAGCUUGUGGCUGCUCUCCAUGAAGCAAAUGCCAACGUGGACCAGUGGAAGAAGCAGCUGGCUGCUUAUCAGGAGGAGACGGAAAUGCUGCGGCAGCGGGUAGCAGAACUGGAGUCACAGGGGGCUCACGAUUCCUCCAGUGAGAACAACAAGGAAGAGCUGAGCCAAACCCUUGAGGAGCUGGAACUCCUGAUCAAGGCUAAGGACGAGGAGAUUCAGAUGCUGAAGAGCCAGAAGUGUGGACGAUGGGAAGCAGAGGGCGAGCGUGAGGAGACACUGCAGAAGCUGCAGGAGCUGGAGGCACGCAACACAGAGCUGGAGCGACGCCUUCACCUGGCUGAGCAGACGCUGGCAGAGACCCUAGCCGAGAGGGAGAAGAUCCAGAACGAAGUCACCAAGGUUGCAGAGAUAAUGGAUGUGAAGAUAUUUGAGCUCAGUGAGAUCCGGCAGGGACUAGCCAAGCUGGUAGAGAGCAACUGAGCAGUAGCAAGCCCAGAGGAGACGCCUCCGGAGGAGAGGAGCCUGAGCUGGGACUGGUCACCGACAGCAGUUACAGUCACAGAACAGCCUCGAGGUCUGUUCGGGCAGGAUAUGCCAACAUACCAGCAGCUGCCUGGACAGCAUGGAGACCAGCCGCAGCCACUUACUGCCCCCUGAGUGCCCAGGCAGAGGGCAGAGAGCAUCUGAGCUCCUGCAUCCUCUACAGGAGCAUCGACAGGUCCCAGCCAGCCCUCUCUGGACCCUGCCAUGGCUGUGGCGUGGUCCAGAGAUGACAACUGUCCCCGUGCUGCCUUCCCAGCCCCCCUGCUGCCACACUGUGUCUCCAGCAUUUUUACAGUUUUCUAGGGGAAGGGGCUGAGCAGGCUUUGCAUUUUUUUUCAGUAGUUUUUUUAGGAAACCACUUGCCUUUUGCAAGCCUUUGCUGCCUGUCUCCCCACCUAGGGAGGGAGGAGAAGUUCUAGCACACUGAGGACAACAGUCACUCCUUUUCCUCUUGCCCAGCCCUAACUACCUUGUGUCUUUCUAACAGGAUCCAGUAACACUGGUAGCUGUCAGGAGCUUCCAAAGGUGGCAGUCCCCCCACUGCCCAGAAGGAUGCUUGCCUGACCAGGUGUCCUUUCCACUGUUCAGUCACAUCCUCCAGAGGAAGAAGAACCGCAGGUCUUAAAGCUCUUAGUUUAACACAGUGGGAUUUAAUGACUUGUUCAAAUUUUAAGCUGAGAAGAGUAAAGGCUCGGUUGGGAAAGGGACAUUAGAAAUGGGACGUCCCUGAGGGGAUGACCAACAAACUGCUAGAUUGGCAUCUCUCUGGGCCUCUAAGGGCGGCAGUUAAUUGAAAUUAAAUGGAGCAAGUCGCAGUUGCUCUUGGUUUCUUUUUUUUCUUUUUUUAUUAUUGGGAAACAGUCCGCAGAGCUGUCCUGCUCCGUGCCAGCCGAGCAGUACUCCUUGUGAAGGGUACGGGUCCCAGCUUGCCACGCUUGGCCAGCUUAAACCAGAACAGGAGGCGUUUGGAGCAUGCUGGGACCAGUGCCUGGAGGGGCCUGUGGGAUGUUCGUGAGUUAUGGUAGAUGUUGUCUAGUAAUAGGAAUUGAGGGAGGCAUCACAGAAACCUGGAAGGUUGUGUGUCCCCCAGCACGCGCUGUGUCCCUGUAGUAACCUAGGAGCAUGUUAACCCCAUGCUGAAUGAUGAAGCAGUGUCUGUGUAGAAGUAGUUAGUAGCCUUACAGGAGUGCUGAUGAGUUUGGAUUUUGUUCUUGGGUUUUUUUCCCUUCUUUGCCGCUCUACGUUAGGCAAAGACAGCAGCAAUCCUGGGAACGUUCCACAGGUCUGCAGAAAUCCUGGUGCUUGGCCAGCCCUGGCUGCCCAGCACUGCUCCCCGUGCCCAGCUGAACCUCGGCAGAGCUGCGGCUCCUCGGGGUCUGCCUCUCCCUUCGCUCACCUGCUGACCACGAGGGGAACUCGCAGUUUCCACUCGCUGCCUGCAAGUCAGGGCAGGAUUUGGGUCUGGCACCCUGGUGACUCUGCUGGAUUUUGUCUAGGCAAAGCCCUUCCCUUUCCCAGGGGUAACAAGGAAACAUCGAGAUUUCCAGACCUGCACAGCCAGGGAAGGGCUUUUCUGUUUUGUGGUUGGGGUUUUUUUGUUGUUGUUGGGUUUUAUUUUAUUUUUUUUUCUUUUGCAUGAAGUGUUCUCACAACCGUAUGAGGCUGGAGUUACUGUAGUAAUAUUUGUUUCAGGGUAUUUAAGAAGGGAAGGAAGUAACUGGGUGACAAAAAAUUUCUAGGGGUUUGUUUACCACCCCGUGCCAGUGUUCAUAUUUUAUUCCCACAGGAGCAGCCUUCUUUUGAAAUAGAGAUCAGCUCCCAGAAA
This is a messenger RNA of Falco peregrinus (peregrine falcon), 3376 nucleotides long. It is a transcript of the gene HOMER3, whose product is annotated as homer scaffold protein 3. The transcript is spliced from 10 exons. Lineage: Eukaryota; Metazoa; Chordata; Aves; Falconiformes; Falconidae. The record is from RefSeq and is a predicted model, not a curated record. Gene Ontology annotation, biological process: regulation of store-operated calcium entry; G protein-coupled glutamate receptor signaling pathway. Gene Ontology annotation, molecular function: G protein-coupled glutamate receptor binding. The coding region runs from base 418 to 1488 and encodes 356 amino acids. Gene Ontology annotation, cellular component: plasma membrane; dendrite; cytoplasm.